Drepanopeziza brunnea f. sp. 'multigermtubi' MB_m1 is the source of this 918-nucleotide messenger RNA. Lineage: Eukaryota; Fungi; Ascomycota; Leotiomycetes; Helotiales; Drepanopezizaceae. The record is from RefSeq and is a predicted model, not a curated record.
AUGAUACAUGAGCGCCCACUCAUGAUACUCAUCUCCUUGAACAAUCAUUUUAAAACCGAUGACUACUUAUGCGCUAUUACGAGAACAGCUGCCAGAUCUGUGCCGUUGUCUUUCAACAUCGCACGGCUCUGCACGAAAGCCGAGCCCCAGAAGCAGGAUGAGGCUAUUCAAGGGGCAUGUACUUCUCCGGCGACGUGGGAUCUUCACCGUGCACGCUCUUCUUCCCAGGGGAAAGCGGGUGUGGAAACGUGCCCUGGGGAAGCGAGGGUGACAAGAGGCAUCUUCCAGGAAAGCGUUGACAUGCGAUUUUCUCGGUAUAUCAUCGAGAAGCCCCCGGGCGACAGUUUCAAGGACGAAGAGCAAGCGGACUACGAGCGGAAUAGCGACUAUUUCGUCACGUCUUUGACCACUGGGACCCAUGAUCAUUUCGAGCAUGGGUUUCCGUUAGAAACUACUCCGUACGCCAUCCUAGAAGGAGACGAGGACUCGCCGGUGGGAGUUCCAGAGCACGAUACUUGCUGGAAAGCCUUCAAGAGAGUUUGCCAGAUGAGGCUGGGAGAAGUGGAUCUCCAGCGCUUCAUGGCUCUAUGGCAUGCAUCCCAGAAGGCGACACCAUAUCCCGAGACAGAUUCUCAGGGAAGGCACGAUAAUCCGACGAAUAGGUUCAAGGUUUUCCCUAAUGAGCUUCAGCAGAUGACCUUGUCGCAUCUAUCGUCUCGAGACAUCGCAUCCUUGCGUCUCUUCUGGGAGUUGGAUGCCGUGGCCGAAAUGAACGACCGGUAUCGAGCAGAUCUGUACCGCCGGCGACCAGGAGUGCGAGAACAGAGUGACGGAACUCCGAAGCAUCAACUGGCAUACUGUCUACAAACAGCUACGCUCUUUGCAGAGAACUACAUUAUGACUCCAGAACAGGAUUAG